Messenger RNA from Heterobilharzia americana, 576 nucleotides. Lineage: Eukaryota; Metazoa; Platyhelminthes; Trematoda; Strigeidida; Schistosomatidae. The record is from the annotation of a GenBank genome assembly.
AUGGAAUUUUACUUCACGUUGACUAAAAAGUUGAGCAAAUAUACUUGGAGUGUACAGACUUUUAAAAUGAAUGAGCCAACAGGUGCUGGACCAACUUUCGCUGACGCCUGUGAUGAUGGUGAACUUAUCAGCAUUUGUUGUCUUUGUGGAAAAACGUUUAGUAGUCAAAGUCUCUUACACAAACACUUUGAAUUAAUGCAUGAAGGUACAGAGAUAGACACUGAACAGUAUGAUCUAAGUGGGUUCGCUGCUAUGGGAAAUGAACAAGGUCGCAAAAGUAAUGGAGAGGAAGAUGCAAAUUUCCGAGUCUUGAAUUGCGCGUUCUGCAACAAGGUGUUUACUAAACACUGUAAUUUGAACACACAUAUCAAAGCAGUACAUAAAGGUGUAAAGCCUUUCGAAUGCACCUACUGUUAUAAAGGUUUCACCAGAAACUCGGAUCUCCAUAAACACAUUGACGCUGUUCACAAAGGUCUCAAACCAUUUGGAUGUGAAGUGUGCCAGCGAAACUUCUCUCAGAAAUCAAGUCUAAAGCGACACAUCGAAGCUAUCCAUGAAGAUCCUCGACACCGCUGA